UCCUGAGAAGAACAGGACGUGACGUCACACAGCGCAACAAGGAAGUGGCGUUUGUAAACUUUUCGAUCAGUCAGAGGCUACUUGCGUUUUAAGAGACUCGCUUCAGGCUUUCUAGGAAUGUUUUGCAGAAAAUAUAUUUCUUCAGUUUAACGGAGAAGUGUACAGUUGGAGAUUUGGAUGUUGAACUUUGGCAGAAUGGAGGAGAGGAAGAUGAAACGAAAAAGUCCAAGACCCUCGACCAACCAGGCUGCUCCUCCAGUCACUGCCCGAAAGAACCUCAUCUCUGGCAGCAGGGCGUUUGGGGUCAUUGGCACUGGCACUGGCACGCACUCAAACCAGAAGACGAAAUAUCGCAGAGGUGUGAGAGAUAAGCCGAAGCUACAGAGUCAGUUGAGUAACCAGGCUGCCCCUAUUCAGCACUCCUUCCUCACGGACGUGUCUGAUGUGCAGGAGAUGGAGAAAGGCUUGCUUAGCCUCCUCAAUGACUUCCACUCUGGAAAACUGCAGGCCUUUGGCAAUGAGUGUUCCAUUGAUCAAAUGGAGCAUGUUCGAGAGAUGCAGGAGAAACUCGCUCGACUGCACUUCGACCUCAAUGCAGAAGUGGAUGACAUGCCUGUGGACCAGCGCAAGCUUGCCUGUGAUACCAAUAUGGACAAACUUCUACUGAAUCUUGAAGAGUUGAGUUCGUCAAUACAAAAGCUAAACCUAGCUGAUAACCAAGAUGCCCCCAGACCAUCCUCCGACGUAUGAAAUGUUGUGGUUCUGAUGCCCGUUGCAGACCUGUUCAUAUAUCUGUUACAGAGAAACAGCAUAUCACUCAGUAUUGUUGCAUUUGUGAACUUCUUGAACGGGCUUACUUUCACAGUUUAGUCUUAAAUGGCACAUAACUCAACAUUUUAUUACAUUUUUCAACUAAUGUCUUACCCAUAUGAGUUUAGGACCAGACUACUUCUGUAUCUUUACUAAAUCAGAAUGUUGGAUCUUAAAUAUUGCCUUACAAUUGUGCAAUACGAGAACAUUUGCAAUAUGCAUAUCACUAUUCACUUUAUUUAAUAACCAUAUUUCUUUUUUUUUUUUUUUUGAAAUUUUCAUAAAUAAAGAUUUUAAAUAUUUUAAUUGAACACUGUGUUUUGACAUUGUUAACAGGAAAGGUGUUGGUAAGAGUUUGGGAAGCAUGUUGCUUUUUACUAAAGCCAAGUAUUUGCCUUAAUGCAGUGUUUGAGAGUGUGCAGAGGAACGGUUUGUGUGACUCAGACUGCUUGGUAAAAUGUUAUUUUUUAUAAUAGUCUAUGCUACAAAUGUAUUUUAUUUAAAAGUGAAGUGGUUUUCAAUUCUAAUAUAAUUGGUUGAAUUCUGGUGGUUUAUGUGGAUUGGUUUUCUUGAUGCCAUCAAUAAAAUUCAAUUACUUAUGACUCUAA
Molecule: messenger RNA, 1418 nt
Organism: Pangasianodon hypophthalmus (striped catfish)
Lineage: Eukaryota; Metazoa; Chordata; Actinopteri; Siluriformes; Pangasiidae
Gene: ccdc28a
Product: coiled-coil domain containing 28A
Exons: 6
Coding region: 178-750 (190 amino acids)
Source: RefSeq, a predicted model, not a curated record